Messenger RNA from Aspergillus udagawae, 897 nucleotides. RefSeq names its product fumarylacetoacetate hydrolase family protein. The transcript is spliced from 2 exons. The record is from RefSeq and is a predicted model, not a curated record. The coding region runs from base 1 to 897 and encodes 298 amino acids. NCBI's taxonomy places the organism in Eukaryota, Fungi, Ascomycota, Eurotiomycetes, Eurotiales, Aspergillaceae. Gene Ontology annotation, molecular function: catalytic activity.
AUGGUCGUUCAAUGCUUAUCCAUAUCGCUAUUCUCCGGACAGCGACUCAUUCGAUUCUUGGCCAAAGACGGCUAUGUUUACUAUGGUGAUGCCAUUCUCCCGGCCGGCGUCAGCGACCUUGCCAAAGUGACCAAGGCAAAGGUGAUCCAAGGUGACAUCUUCGGUCAGCACUGUGUCACAGACAAGGUCUCCGAGGUUAAGAUGCUUCUUGCGCCUCUGGCCAGGAAAGAUAUUAGGACGGUCCGCUGUCUGGGUUUGAACUAUGAGCAACAUGCGAAAGAGUCCAACCUCCCCAUCCCAAAAUAUCCCGUCCUAUUCUACAAACCAAUCACGUCCAUCGCGGGCCCCACCGAUGAUAUUCCGAUAUCUACUAUGGCGCAAGAAGGCGAAGGUCUCGAUUACGAAUGCGAACUCGUUAUCGUCAUCGGCAAGGAAGCCAGAGAUGUUCCUGAGAGCCGGGCUCUAGACUACGUGCUGGGCUACGCCGUGGGUAAUGAUGUCUCUCAUCGGGAUUGGCAGAUCAAGCGAGGGGGCGGUCAAUGGGGUCUUGGGAAAGGUUUCGAUGGUUGGGCGCCGUUUGGACCAGGCAUCGUGUCCUCGCGGUUGAUCCGUGAUCCCAACGCACUUCAUAUCUCGACGAAGCUCAAUGGCCAGGUUGUUCAGUCUUCCUCUACUAAGGACAUGAUUUUCAGCGUUGCGAAGGUUGUGGCAUUUUUGUCUCAAGGCACCACCCUGUUACCGGGGGACCUGAUCUUCACCGGAACCCCGCAGGGCGUGGGCAUGGGCCGAAAACCCGCCCUUUGGCUGAAGGACGGUGAUCAGGUUGAAGUGUCUCUCGAAGGAGUGGGAUCAUGCGUAAACCAAGUUGUCUUUGACAGACCCUCUGCUAAGCUUUAA